Molecule: messenger RNA, 530 nt
Organism: Periconia digitata
Lineage: Eukaryota; Fungi; Ascomycota; Dothideomycetes; Pleosporales; Periconiaceae
Source: the annotation of a GenBank genome assembly
GACUAUGGAAGAACGAAAAUACCAUCGACGACAGCAACUUUCUAUCCAAACAUCAAAGCAGCUAUACUCUCCUCUAUAGACUCCACCCUUCGCAAUAUAUCCAUCUUCCCAAGAUGAAGCUCACCAGCACCGCAUUAAUGGCACUCUUCGCCACUCUAUCCACCAGCCAACAAACCGGCGAAACCGUCUACCUAACCAACUGCGGCUCCACCUCGGAAUUCAGCUACUACCGUCCAGGCCACAACUCGGAGAACCGCACCCCGCCAGACGACCGCUGCCGCUUUCAAACCGGCAACAACCUCCCCGUCAACUGGGAGAACAACGCCAGAAGCUGCACGUUUGGCACUGGCGUUCGCUUCGAGUCACGGAUCGGGAGUGGAGUGCCAAUCAACGCUUACGCGGGCCCUGCCACGCAGUUCAUCCCCGGACAGGCUGGUAGGCCUUGGGAUUGCUUUAGGGAUAAUCUGAGGGUUUUGUAUCAGGAUGGCGCGACUAGUUGUAAUGCUGUUUAUUGGUGCAAUCCCCAGUGA